Molecule: messenger RNA, 1240 nt
Organism: Trichoderma atroviride IMI 206040
Lineage: Eukaryota; Fungi; Ascomycota; Sordariomycetes; Hypocreales; Hypocreaceae
Biological process (GO): ribosomal large subunit assembly; maturation of LSU-rRNA from tricistronic rRNA transcript (SSU-rRNA, 5.8S rRNA, LSU-rRNA)
Cellular component (GO): nucleolus
Molecular function (GO): rRNA binding
Source: RefSeq, a predicted model, not a curated record
GAAGGCAUCACGGCGAUUGGCAUAACUGCAUGAAACAGUGAUUAACAAAAUCCCAUUGCCAAUUAUCACCAUGCUUCGCCAAGUAAAACCUCGUAACGCUCGCUCCAAGAGAGCCCUCGAGAAGCGCGAGCCCAAAGCCAUCGAGAACCCCAAAACAUGCCUCUUCCUCCGCGGCAACAACUGCUCCCAGGUUGUCCAAGAUGCCAUGAACGACUUCUUCUCCAUGCGCCAGCCCCUCUCCAAGAAAUUCACCAAGAAGAACCCCAUCCACCCCUUUGAGGACGCCGCAUCCAUCGAGUUCUUCUCGGAGAAGAACGACGCCAGCCUUUUCGUCUUUGGCAGCACACAAAAGAAGCGCCCCCAUGCGCUGACAUUUAUCCGCACGUUUGGCCACAAGGUGCUGGACAUGUUGGAGCUGUACCUCGACCAGGAGAGCUACCGCUCCAUUACGCAGUUCAAGACCAAGAAGUUUGCCAUUGGCAUGCGACCCAUGGUGCUCUUCGCGGGCAGCGCCUUUGAGAGCCCCGUGCCGAACGAAUACACGCUCGCAAAGAGCUUCUUCAUGGACUUCUUCCGGGGAGAUACCGCGGACAAGAUCGACGUCGAGGGCCUGCAGUACAUCGUCUCCAUCGCCGCCGAGGACACCGCCGGCGAAGGCGACGCCAAGCCCGCCAUCCACCUGCGGGUGUACCUCAUCAGCACCAAGCGCAGCGGCCAGAAGCUGCCCCGCGUAGAAGUUGAAGAGAUUGGUCCCCGCAUGGACCUGCGGGUCGGACGCAUGAGGGAGGCAGACGAGGCGAUGCUCAAGGAGGCGAUGAGGAAGGCCCGCGGCACGGAGGAGAAGACGAAGAAGAACGUCUCCAUGGACUCAAUGGGUGACAAGCUUGGUCGUGUCCACUUGGGCAAGCAGGACCUGAGCCAGAUGCAGACAAGAAAGAUGAAGGGAUUGAAGAGAUCUCGCGACGAUGCCGCUGAAGCGGACGACGUUGUCGAAGUUGACGAUUCAAAGCGAGCAAAGAAAUAAAGGAGCAAAAGUAACAAGAAUCUAAUAGAAUGGAGGGAAGGAGGAGGGGAAAAAGAUGUCUGGCGUGCUUAAAUUCUGGGAAUUGGAGUUUGGCGUCUUGGGCGGCUUUAUAGUCGGCUUCUAUCGAUCACUGCUAUAUAGUGUCCUGAGAUUUUGUUUUCUACUAUCAAGACAUCAUAAUGAGAUGAAUUGAUGGAUCUAGAUUCAUAAGCAUUC